AUGGAUCCUUUCGACUCGUCCGAUGAUUCAGAUGACGAUGUUUUCUUUAGGAUGAUGUAUCAUUAUUACACUACCGACUUGCUACAACCAGACCCAGCCUCGCUACUAACAAGACGUGCGAUGUUAAACAGAAAUCGCGAGGAAGGACACGAACAUCUAUAUCGCGAUUACUUUGCGGAUAAUUGUGUAUACGGGGCGAAGGACUUCAAAAGAAGAUUUCGUUUAAGUAGGGAUGUGUUCUUACGAAUCGCCAACGCUUUGGAAAGCCGGUACGAAUUUUUUCAAUUAAGAUAUGAUGCUAGAGGUAGACGCGGGUUUACAACGUUGCAGAAAUGUGCUGCGGCCAUUCGUUUGAUGGCUAUGGGGGAGUCACCCGACACCAUGGACGACUAUAUGAGAAUGUCCGAAAGAACCGCCAGAGAGAGUUUGUAUACAUUGUCAAGGGGUGUUGUUGAAACUUUUGGUGACGUGUAUUUGCGGAAACCUUCGUUGCAUGAUUUGCAAGAAUUGUAUGCGGCGCAUGAAGAACGCCAUGGGUUUCCUGGAAUGAUCGGAAGCAUUGAUUGCACACACUGGAAAUGGAAAAAUUGUCCGGUAGCAUGGAAAGGGCAAUACGCAAGUGGUCAUCACGGAUCACCUUCUUUGGUGUUAGAGGCUGUCGCUUCUCAAGAUUUAUGGAUUUGGCAUGCGUUUUUUGGGGUUGCGGGUUCCAACAACGACGUCAACGUUCUUGAUCAUUCGCCAAUAUUCGACGAUCUUUUGAAUGGAAAAGCCUCGGAUGCUCCUUUCAAGGUGAAUGGAAACGAAUACAAAUAUGGGUAUUACCUUACAGAUGGAAUAUAUCCUCAGUAUUCCACAUUCGUAAAGGCAUUCCGCCACCCGGUUGAAGAACGAGACAAAUUUUUUAAGAGAAGACAAGAAGGAGCAUGUAAGGAUGUGGAACGUGCUUUUGGGGUGCUGAAGGCGAAGUGGCAUAUAGUCGAACAUGCAGCACGACCAUUGGAUUUAGAAACUUUACGAUAUAUUAUGUAUGCGUGUAUCAUAAUGCAUAACAUGGUAGUAGAAGAUAAAGGGCGAAAUAUUGCACACUAUAUCCCAACGGAGCCCAGACACGUUCAGUUUCAACCAGGAACAGCAGAUUAUUUGCAUCGCGUUGUUGACAUUCAGGACGCAAAUAAACACAGACAACUUCGAGAGGACUUGGCGGAUCAUAUCUUCUAUGAUUUUCUUGAAGAAGGCUUACUACAGAGUAAUCAUUUCUUGUUGAACCGAUUUUUUAACUUACUGAAUUGGGUGGAAGAAGGGAGAUUGUGGCCACAUUUUUGCCAUACUGAAAGUCAUGACACAAAGGAUGCCUGCAAAAAGACCUUGACGAAUUGGCGCUUUAGGGGUAUCAGGUUAACUGAUUUGGUUCUUGGGCAACGUUAA
Molecule: messenger RNA, 1428 nt
Organism: Lactuca sativa (garden lettuce)
Lineage: Eukaryota; Viridiplantae; Streptophyta; Magnoliopsida; Asterales; Asteraceae
Source: RefSeq, a predicted model, not a curated record